CUACUGCGUCGAGACAGGAAGCGGACUUUUAUUUUGGGAAGCGUGAACCGGAAGUAGUUUCUUGUUUUCCUGUAGGCUUCCGGUUAUCUUGUAAUUCAACAAUGCAGCAACGUGAGGAGAAGCAGUUGGAAGUGUCCGUGGACUCGCUCAUUUCUCGCGUGGCGCUGGUCAAAGAUGCUCUCCAAAUUUUCAUUCGCAAGUUGGAAAAUGAUUACGAGCGAUUGACUUGGCCCUCAGUUUUGGACAACUUUGCUCUGUGCACCAGUCAGCUGAAUGCCAUCAAUAAACUUCUGAAAAGUGAGAAGACUGCCUCGUUUCGCAGCCAGGUUAUCAUCCCUCUGCUCCUGUCUCCAGACCGAGAUGAGGACCUAGCUAAACUCACAGAGCAGCGCGUCCCGGUGUUCAGCCAUGAGAUUGUACCCGACCAUCUGAGGACUAAACCGGAUCCUGAGGUGGAGGAGCAGGAGAAGCAGCUGAGUGCGGAAGCAGCUCGUAUGGGUCCUGAGGUGGCUCAGAAACAGAUCCAGGCGCUGAAUAAGAUGUGCUCUAAUCUACUGGAGAAGCUCAACAACCCUCGAGAGGACAGAGAUGCAGAGAAUGCCGCAGUGCGACAGAACAAACCGUCUUUCAACCCUGCUGACACCAACGCAUUAGUGUCUGCCGUCGCAUUCGGAAAAGGACUUUCCAAAUGUCGGCCUCCGGGUCCGGUGGCCUCAGGACACCCAGGGCAGGGGCCCAUGAUGACUGGGGGCCCAACUUUACAACAGGUCACCAUUGGAGGUGGUGCAGGCCAGCAAGCGGGUAUGGGAGGACCUGUGGCUCCACAGCAGCAAGGACAGCCUGGACCUGGACCAUGCUGGGUGGCUUUCAGGCUGCUGGUUCUCCUGCAGGACCUGGACCAUGCUGGGUGGAUUUCAGGCUGCUGGUUCUCGUGCAGGACCUGGACCAUGCUGGGUGGAUUUCAGGCUGCUGGUUCUCCUGCAGGACCUGGACCAUGCUGGGUGGAUUUCAGGCUGCUGGUUCUCCUGCAGGACCUGGACCAUGCUGGGUGGAUUUCAGGACCUGCUGGUUCUCCUGCAGGACCUGGACCAUGCUGGGUGGAUCUCAGGUCCUGCUGGUUCUCCUGCAGGACCUGGACCAUGCUGGGUGCUGAGAUGUCCUCCACCAUCACACCUGGCUCAUGUCUCAUCCCACCAGCAGGAUUUACUCUGUAGUUUGGAGGGAAAAACUUCCUCUGCUGGACUUUCUUAUGAAAACAGUGACACGCGUGUUGUUUACCUUUCUGAUCUUAUGACAUGGUUCACACGUGAUCCCACAUGGAGAGUCAGGAUGUUCAGGAUGAAGUCAUCCUGAUGAUCAAUACUGGGAUUGUUAGUGGAACAGAGCAGCGGGGACCGUGGUUCUGCUCAUGGUUCUGACCUUUGCUUCUGUCAGAGCUGAUCUUAGUGGAUCAACAGAAAACAUCCUUUGUUAAAUAAAUGAGUAAAAACCUCUCUGACGUUUUUCACCUCAUGCUUGAUAAAUAAAUGCAGUCAAAGCAGGAACUCCCAGCUCGGGGCUCUAGCUGCUCCCACAUGCAGAUGUUCAUCCUUUCUGGCCUUUGCUGACUCUGAGGAUGAAAUCCGUUCCUUCCUUUGGUCCAGGUGUGACCCCGUAGGCCUUUUCACACCUGUCCCAGCUCCAGGUUCUUUUAAAGCGGAACGGUCUCCUGUUACAUGGUUUGGGCCUUUAUUUUUUCUGGUCUGUUAACUUUACACAUCCAGAAAAGAUGGUGAUGCUCAUGGAUGUAGUGUGGAGAACUGAUGAGAUUCAGAGUAGCUGAACCUGAAUUCAGGAAUUUUAGGAGAGGAAUGUUGUCCCGUUCUGGUCUGGUGCAGGAUUCUAGCUGCUCUACAGUCCUGGACCUUGGUUGCUGGAUUUCUGCUUCCAUGAUGCUCCAGAUGUUGUGUACUGGUGAAAGGUCUGGACAGUUUAUUUCACUGUUAAUCGUGGUAUAACACGUGCACGGAGUGAAAGCAGAGUUGCGUCGUCCUGCAGCAACCUCUGAAUGAAGGCUGUCAGAAGGUUUCUGUUCACUGUCUCCACGGUAACGCCACAUUCAGAGUUUUACUCUGACGCCAGGCACAGCUUCGUUGUUUGCGUGUUAAUGGGAACAAGCGCUGUUCUCCCACAGAUUAAUGUCUGUGCUUUAACGUUCAUUUUGACAGUCCUAAUGAAAACUCCACCUAUAAGAAGUUCGUGUGGUUGUAGGUUCAGUCACACACUCACGCCAAAACUCGUUUUUAUUUGGCCUUGAGAUGAGUCUCACUUUAUUUUUGUCCAUUUGCUGUGUUUUUACUGUGUUUUUACUGCGUUUUUACUGUGUUUUUACUGUUCUUUACUGUGUUUUUACUGUGUUUUUGCUGUGUUUUUACUGCGUUUUU
Messenger RNA from Melanotaenia boesemani (Boeseman's rainbowfish), 2423 nucleotides. It is a transcript of the gene med8, whose product is annotated as mediator complex subunit 8. Lineage: Eukaryota; Metazoa; Chordata; Actinopteri; Atheriniformes; Melanotaeniidae. Gene Ontology annotation, biological process: regulation of transcription by RNA polymerase II. Gene Ontology annotation, molecular function: RNA polymerase II cis-regulatory region sequence-specific DNA binding; transcription coregulator activity. Bases 102 to 1214 code for a protein of 370 amino acids. The transcript is spliced from 7 exons. Gene Ontology annotation, cellular component: core mediator complex; mediator complex. The record is from RefSeq and is a predicted model, not a curated record.